AUGAAAUUCCUCAUCGCUGUUGUUCUCGUUUUCUGUCUUCUUCAAGCCAUCACUGCUGACAUCUUCUGUAACGACUUUGGAAAUUGUAUUGGAGAUGGAGCACCAUUUGGGGACACUCGUUGCGGAAACUGUCAUUCCUGUGUUUACAAAGACUGCUGUAACGUGAAAUACACCAAUCCAAUAUCUACUUGUUAUAUACCUGGAUGGCGUUCCGAUGAAUACAAAUAUUUUCAUGAAAAUAUUUUAAUGAGCAAACUUCCCGUUGCUUGA
Messenger RNA from Caenorhabditis remanei, 270 nucleotides. RefSeq lists its product as uncharacterized. The coding region runs from base 1 to 270 and encodes 89 amino acids. The transcript has a single exon. Lineage: Eukaryota; Metazoa; Nematoda; Chromadorea; Rhabditida; Rhabditidae. The record is from RefSeq and is a predicted model, not a curated record.